AUGGAGAAGGGAUACAGCACGGUCACUUUCGACGGGGCACCCAGUUAUGGCCACACGCCCUCGCACCAUGCAGCGCAGUUCCCCAAUCAUUCCUUCAAACACGAGGACCCCAUGGGCCAGCAGGGCUCGCUGGGCGAGCAGCAGUACUCGGUGCCACCUCCAGUGUAUGGCUGCCACACCCCUACCGACAGUUGCACAGGCAGCCAGGCCCUGCUCCUGAGGACGCCCUACAGCAGUGACAAUUUGUACCAGAUGACCUCCCAGCUUGAGUGCAUGACCUGGAACCAGAUGAACCUUGGAGCUACCUUGAAGGGAAUGGCUGCUGGGAGCUCCAGCUCAGUGAAAUGGACAGAAGGGCAGAGCAACCACGGCACAGGGUACGAGAGUGAGAACCACACAACCCCCAUCCUCUGUGGUGCCCAGUACAGAAUACACACCCACGGUGUCUUCCGAGGCAUUCAGGAUGUGCGGCGCGUAUCUGGAGUGGCCCCAACUCUUGUCCGGUCAGCAUCUGAAACCAGUGAGAAACGUCCUUUCAUGUGUGCGUACCCAGGCUGCAAUAAGAGAUAUUUUAAGCUGUCCCACUUACAGAUGCACAGCCGGAAGCACACUGGUGAGAAACCAUACCAGUGUGACUUCAAGGACUGCGAGAGAAGGUUUUCUCGCUCAGACCAGCUCAAAAGGCACCAAAGGAGACACACAGGUGUGAAACCAUUCCAGUGUAAAACUUGUCAGCGAAAGUUUUCCCGGUCCGACCACCUGAAGACCCACACCAGGACUCAUACAGGUGAAAAGCCCUUCAGCUGUCGGUGGCACAGUUGUCAGAAAAAGUUUGCGCGGUCAGACGAAUUAGUCCGCCAUCACAACAUGCACCAGAGAAACAUGACCAAACUCCAGCUGGCGCUUUGAGGGGUCCGACCCGGAGACAGUCCAGCAUCCCAGGCAAGAAAGUGUGCAAACGGCUUCCAAAUCUGAUUUUGAAAUUCCUCCCUCUCACCUACAAAAGGACACGGUGGUGGAUCUUCAUCCGACUUCCGAGACAGCACACCUGUUUGACUGCGUCCUAUCAGGUUUGCCGGAAGGAGUCGGUGCUCCGCCCACUCUUGAUUAACUCGCAGGCCUGAAAAAAGUGGCUCAGAGUGUCUAGAAAGCCCAUUGACAUUGUCUGGAUUUUCUACCGCUAGAAGAACCAUUGUUGAUAAUGUCCCCCGACUCUCCUC
This is a messenger RNA of Rattus rattus (black rat), 1220 nucleotides long. RefSeq names its product WT1 transcription factor (gene Wt1). Gene Ontology annotation, molecular function: DNA-binding transcription factor activity, RNA polymerase II-specific; RNA polymerase II cis-regulatory region sequence-specific DNA binding. The record is from RefSeq and is a predicted model, not a curated record. The coding region runs from base 1 to 909 and encodes 302 amino acids. Gene Ontology annotation, biological process: regulation of transcription by RNA polymerase II. Gene Ontology annotation, cellular component: nucleus. The transcript is spliced from 10 exons. Lineage: Eukaryota; Metazoa; Chordata; Mammalia; Rodentia; Muridae.